AUGUCACUCACUGAAUCUUCCGCAUUUGAUGUUGCAAAGACUGCAUCUCAAGCAUCUCGUCGUCUUGCAACAUUGUCUAAUGCUGCACGCAAUGAGGCAUUGACUGCUCUUUACAAUGCCCUUCUAAAAAAUAAAAAUGCGAUUCUUAAUGCAAAUGCAAGAGAUGUAGAGGUAGCAACCCGUGCCGCGGAAAAUGGCACUCUCAGCCACAGUGUCCUCAAGAGACUUGACUUGUCGAAGCCUGGAAAGUACAGCGAUAUGCUGCAAGGUAUAUUGAAUGUUCGAAGUUUGGCUGAUCCAGUGGGAACGGUGAGUCUAAGGACACUGCUCGACGAUGGCCUUACCCUCGAAAGAGUUAGCUGCCCCAUAGGGGUUUUGUUGAUCAUAUUCGAGGCUCGCCCCGAGGUCAUUGCCAACAUUGCUGCUCUAUCCAUCAAAUCAGGAAACGCUGCAAUUCUCAAGGGGGGAAAAGAGUCUACUGAAUCCUUCAUUGCAAUUUCGAAAGUGAUAUCAGAGGCAAUCUCAAGCACUCAAAUCCCCAAGUCUUCAGUCCAACUGGUGAAGACACGGGAUGCCGUUUCUUCGCUGUUGGAACAAGACUCGUUGAUUGAUCUUGUCAUACCGCGGGGAUCAAACGAUCUUGUUCGGUUUGUCAAGGAUAACACAAAAAUCCCCGUGCUUGGACAUGCCGAUGGCCUUUGCUCUGCAUAUAUCCAUGCAGAUGCCAACUUGGAGAUUUGUCGAAAGGUGAUCGUGGACUCGAAAACCAAUUAUCCAGCAGCUUGCAAUUCUUUGGAAACUUUGCUUGUACACCAGGAUGUUCUUGAAACUGUCUUUCUUGGAGUUGCCGAAGCCCUUUUACUCAAAGGAGUAACUCUUCGCUGUGACUCGGUAUCGAAAGCUGCGUUGCUCCAGAAAUUUCCAACUAUACAGGGAAAUCUAUUGCAAGAUGCAGUCGACUCUGAUUAUGAAACCGAAUUCUUGGAUCUCAUACUGGCUGUUAAGACUGUUCCUUCUCAGUCGUCGCCCAUCUCUGCGGUUGAGGCUGCUGUCGCUCAUAUCAACGCACACUCAUCAAAACAUACCGAUAUCAUUUUGACAGAAUCAAACGAAAUGGCGGAACUGUUUAUGAGCGGCAUUGAUAGUGCCGGCGUUUUUUGGAAUGCAUCUACAAGGUUCGCCGAUGGCAUGAGAUAUGGUUUUGGUACAGAGGUUGGCAUCAGUACGAACAAGAUACAUACACGAGGGCCCGUCGGGUUGGAAGGCUUGACCAUCUACAAGUAUAAAAUCCGGGGAAAUGGUCACAGAGCAGGCGACUAUUUUGAGGGCGAGGGAGGCAAAAGGUGGAAACAUGAACACUUGCCAGUAGAUAGCAAGUAA
This is a messenger RNA of Aspergillus wentii DTO 134E9, 1380 nucleotides long. RefSeq names its product glutamate-5-semialdehyde dehydrogenase. Lineage: Eukaryota; Fungi; Ascomycota; Eurotiomycetes; Eurotiales; Aspergillaceae. The record is from RefSeq and is a predicted model, not a curated record. Gene Ontology annotation, molecular function: NADP binding; glutamate-5-semialdehyde dehydrogenase (NADP+) activity. The transcript has 3 exons. The coding region runs from base 1 to 1380 and encodes 459 amino acids.